GUUGGUAGCAUUGCGGUCUGGCGCACACGCUACGUCAAAAAAGUCUAAAUUCAGUAAUUUUAAUGAAAAAAACCGACCCUCGGCAACCUCAAACAAAUAAAAAUUAUAAAUCCGCGAAAAAUAAAACCUUGAAAACCCAGUUAUUUUUCUAAAAAUCUAGCUGCAAACCAUUCCCACCAAGUUCACCUCCAAAUGGCGGCAAAUAGUUAUUCCGGUUUCCCCUAUGGUGAUGGAACUCAGUACAGCACCCCAGCCGCAGCGGCUUCGGUCAAUCCCGGUGCCGCUCCACCAUUUCCGUACGCCGCCGCAGCUUAUCCGACGGCUCCUUACCAUGCAACAAAUCCACCGCCACCACCGUAUUCUGGUUAUGGAUAUGGCCGUCCUAUGCAACCUUUUAACAAUCCUUAUGACGCCGCCGGCGCUCCACAACAAACAAAAGUCCACUAUUCUGCUCCACCUACUCGAAAUUUACCACAGAUCGCUCGUCCUAACAACCAUCAUCCCCACCACCACAGAGAACGACAAAAGAUGCAGCCACCUCGACCCAAACAAGUACAUUAUUGUGAGAUUUGCAAGAUUUCUUGCUCCUGUCCCCGUGCUUACACUGAGCAUUUAGAGUCAAAAAAACACAAGAAGCGCGAAGCCGGUCUGAAUGCUCCCGCUGGCAGUCAACCGGCCACCGGUCCCAACAAAUAUCAUUGCGAGUUAUGCGAUGUCAUUUGCACUGACAAGGAUGCCUAUGCUGCUCACGUUCGCGGAUCAAAGCACCAGAAAGUAGUAAAGCUUCAUACAAAGCUUGGUAAGCCCAUUCCCGAAGAAGAUCCUUCGAAAUUCGCCAAAAGUGACGCAAAGAAAUCCACUGGUGAAACAGCUGCCGAGGGAGGUGCUGCUGGAACAGCUGGCGCUGCGCCCGCAGCCGUUAAGGAAGAUGACGAUGCUCCUGAGGUGAAACCAGUGGGCGCUGAGUACAUUGAGGAGAUUAAAGAGGACGGCAAGGUGUCAAUGUUUAAUUGUAAGCUAUGCGAUUGUAAAUUUAGCGACCCGAACGCAAAGGAAAUGCACAUGAAGGGCCGGCGUCAUCGACUGCAAUACAAACGUAAGGUAAAGCCCGAUUUGGUUGUAGAUCUGAAGCCAACUGCCCGACAGAAGCGCUUGGCUCUUCUGCAGAAUGAUUUAUGGAACAUGAGAAGAAAUCCCAUGGACUUAGGUGGUGGCUGGCCACCACGCCGUGGAUUUAACGACUUUGACAUGGUGGGUGGACCAGCCCCCGGAAUGCCUCCACGUGCAAUGAACGCGCGUGGAGGUGGACCACCCUUCAUGGGCUGGGGAGGAUUUGCAGGCAUCGUUCCGAAUGUUCGCCCCGAGGGCAUAAAUGAUUUCUACACAAUUGCACGCCACUCUGAAAUCUAUCCAAAAGAGAAGAGUCUCCAUAACAUCCACGAGAUUGUGUCGAACACUGAGCGAGUUCUGCGCCAGGUCUCAGAUAUCUUAGCUGGGUUCGGCGAUUCACCAAAUAACGAUCAAGCAACAGACGCUGGUAACGAAGGUGAGUCUAACAAUGGUAUGGCAAAAGUUUCAUUCCAACAGGCAGGCGACAACGGAAAGGUACGUGUCCUCCAAGGAGUUAUGCGUGUUGGCGCUUUGGCCAAGGGUCUCCUCCUGCAAGGCGACAAUUCCGUUCAACUAGUGGUUCUGUGUGCCGAGAAGCCGAAGCUGGCGCUUCUAGAGCGUGUGGCCUCCGAACUGACCAUUCAGCUGAAAUUACUUUCCACUGGCAACAAGACGUACCUGGUUUCGGUGGGCAUUGACGAUGGCUCUAUCUCAGUCACAGAUGGAACUAUGACGGUAAAUAUUUCCUUAACGACGCCACUUUUCCGUGAAGAAGAUGUAUGUCGCAGUGGUAUUGUAAAACAAGAAACUGACGACGAAGAUGAAGGCUUUCCUCGGGAGGCGGCUCUGCAGGCCCUUGCGGAAUUACGCCACUCCAAGUGGUUCCAGGCUAAGGCGGCUACUCUGCCUUCUUGUGUUUUAGUUAUUCGAGUGAUGCGCGACAUCCGCCAGCGUUUCCCCGUUUGGCAGGCUAUGUCCCAGUGGGCCAUAGAGUUGCUGGUCGAGAAGGUGAUUUCCUCAGCUAGAUUCCCGCUCGGACCAUCGGACGGUCUGCGACGCAUAAUGGAAGCCGUUUCUACGGGUCUCCUUAUCAAUGGUCCGGGUCUAAUUGACCCCUGCGAAAAAGAACGUCGAGAUGUUAUUAGAAACCUAACUCCGCAACAGCGCGAAGAUAUUACGCACUGUGGCCAAAUGUUUCUGCGUUACAUUGCAUUCAAACAAAUAUACAAGAUCCUAGGUAUGGAACAAAUGUCAACGUCCAAAUUGAAGUGGAAAUUCUGGCUUCUAAACAGGAAGCGUGCGUGUGACGAUGGCGACAAUGAAGGUGAAACCGAUGGUAAAUUGCUCAAGACAACAUCAGAUUGAUAGUUAGAUUAAGAAAUCGCGAAUAAAAACAAAGAAAUUUAAUGAAGUUGAGAGAAUACGGGAUGAUGUUGGAUUCAAAAAAUUGGACAAACAUGAUGACCGAAGACGAAGACGAAGCCGAAGCAAGAACAUUAAGAAUUCAAUUCAUGAAUAAUGUUAUUAUUUAUACAUAUAUUAUAUAUUAUUAUAUCUGAGAGAUAUUUUCUUCAUUCUCAAUACAAAUAAAAAUUAUCAAGAAUCAUUUAACUGCA
Messenger RNA from Eupeodes corollae, 2726 nucleotides. RefSeq names its product zinc finger RNA-binding protein-like. The record is from RefSeq and is a predicted model, not a curated record. Lineage: Eukaryota; Metazoa; Arthropoda; Insecta; Diptera; Syrphidae. Gene Ontology annotation, molecular function: double-stranded RNA binding; single-stranded RNA binding; zinc ion binding. Bases 193 to 2475 code for a protein of 760 amino acids. The transcript has a single exon. Gene Ontology annotation, cellular component: precatalytic spliceosome.